UGGGGAUAUCCCUCGAAUUAUAAGUAACUAUUGAAUAAUAAUUUGAAUUCAUAAUUUUGGUUUCGCUGUGAGAUGCAGCGCUUUUGGUACGUUUACUUGUGAUUUGGUAUAGUAUACCACGAUGGAAAGUACUCCAGAACCAGAGGAAAUUGGCGGACAGGGUCCUUUCGAAACCCAUUGUGUCAUCGAGCUGUCCAGUCGCUGUACGGAAGAUCUUGUUAACUGGAUUAUAUGGCGAAUUCGUGCACCUAAAAGGAAUCAGGGAGCUGAGCUGUUAGUGCGCGCAGUGCGCGAUGUCGACACAAACAAGUAUGCAUUUCUGCACAUUUGUGCUCCCACGUACCGCGUACUGGAACUCGCGGAGUGGCUGGAAGUGAUGAAACCCGAUGCGAAAGAUGGGACUAUGAAGGAAUUCAGCAUUGCAUCCCUGUCGUCGUUUGUGCCUGAGGAUGAAGAUCCUGGGAAUUUAUUUACGUAUUCUGAAAAAGCCCGAUUCGUUAAUUUCGAGAUCAAUGAGCUGCGCGCCAAAGCCGAAGAAAUGGAGAAGUUUUUUGAGUCGGAUAAACUGCGCUUUAGUGAAGGACAGAGUAUCAUUACAAAAAUGCAGAGAAAAGAUGUGAUAUUGAAGAUCUUCCCUUUGCACGAGAAAGAACUAAGGAAGCGGCUUUUUGCCGGAUGGGUUGGGAAGAAAUUGUCUCGAAAGCAGCCGCUUGAUGCCGUUCGCGAUUACUUUGGCGAGCAUAUAGCCAUCUACUUUGCAUUUUUGGGAUUUUACACAGAAAUGCUGAUACCGGCGACGAUAUUGGGAUUGACGAUGUUUACCAUUCAGUUGUUCAGUCAGGCAACAUUGACGACCGUUGCGGCGUUCGCCAUAUUUAAUCUUUUAUGGGCAACCUUCUUUUUUGAACGCUGGAAGCGCUUUUGCAAUCGCUUGUGCUACAAAUGGGGUGUACUGUUUAAAACCAAUGAGCAACUUGAAAUUCCCCGUUCACAGUUCAAAGGCUCAAUGGGAAAAAAUCCCGUUACCGGUCUUCCUGAACCCGUUUAUCCCGAGAUGACACGUUAUAUUUGGAUCGCUUUUAUAUCCACACCAAUUGUUGUUCUGUGCCUUUUCUUGUCGCUGUUCAUGUUGGGAAGUUAUUUGGAUGCCCAAACCAGUUUGAAUGAUCAGUACAUAAAACGUCCGACAUUCUUCCUGUUCUUUGGACGUUUUGCACCAAGUGCGAUCUACACAGUGUGCGUCAAUAUUUUCAAGGGUUCAUACAGAUAUGUCGCGACAUGGUUAACCGAUAAAGAGAAUCACCGCCUGCAAACAUCCUAUGAAUUUCAUUUGAUAUGGAAGUUGCUGUUAUUCAACUUCGUGAACUCCUUUUCCUCUUUGUUCUUCAUCGCGUUUUGGUUGCAAGAUUUAGAUCUACUGCGCAGUCAUCUUGGGACACAGCUUAUUACCAAUCAAAUCAUCGAUCAGUUUUCUGAAACGAUUUUCCCUUUCAUGAAAGUGCGCUAUCAGAAGUGGCAGCUGCAACGUGAAUUGCGAAAAGAGAACAAAAAACGGGAAAUUCGUGGCGAAAACGAGGAUGCGAAUUUUACGGUCUUUCGCGAUCAGGCGAUUAUCGAAAAUGAUCAGCCAAUUUACAAGGGUACUUUCGAUGAUUAUCUGGAACUUUUCCUCCAGUUCGGCUAUGCGUUCAUGUUCUCAUCGGCUUUUCCGGUUGCCCCAUUGUUCGCAUUGUUAAACAACGUGGUUGAAAUUCGCGGAGAUGGAUUCAAAUUGUGCAACAUUAUGCAGCGGCCAUUUGCACGACCGGGCAAUUCCAUCGGACCCUGGCAGCUAGCGUUUGAAUUGAUGGGAUUCGCGGCGGUGGUCACGAAUCUCGCUCUGGUCUAUUUGAACCCGAUUGUAACCGACUAUGCCAAGCAUACCGGUCAUGAUCAGAUGAUCCUGAUUUUUGUCGUCAUUGAGCAUAUUCUGAUUUUUGCCAAAUUGGGAAUGUCUGUGAUUUUGCCUACCGUGCCACGGGAGGUGCAGCUGGAGAUUGCCCGGAGCGAAUAUGAAAUGAAGACGGCACUGAAAGAACGACGAGCUGGAGAAUCACGGCGGGCUUUGACGUCUAAAAAGUUCGCUGGAUCGGAAUUAAGUUAUUCUGGUUACCGUCAACCGCAGGGUGAAUUCAACAAGUGAUCAGCAUAAGUGUAAAAUAAUUGAAGAUUUCCGCCAAAUUUUGGUUUAGUUCAUAUGGUAUUUUUGUUUUGUAGUCGUACGAAUGUCCUUGAAGAGAGGUGUUAACUGUUAACUUCGUUGCUGCUCAUAAAUUUUUUUGCGUAUUGUAAAAUUGAACAAAAUAAUUUAUGUUAGCUUCGCUCUGUUUUGUAAAUUGUGUAACGAGUUAUCCGGUUCGCAUUUCGUAUUUUGGUAUUGAUUAAUCCUCAAAUGUUUUCUGCUGCUUGUUGGAUUAGAAUUAAAGGGAUUUAGUGUUCG
Molecule: messenger RNA, 2479 nt
Organism: Paramacrobiotus metropolitanus
Lineage: Eukaryota; Metazoa; Tardigrada; Eutardigrada; Parachela; Macrobiotidae
Product: anoctamin-10-like
Exons: 12
Coding region: 122-2182 (686 amino acids)
Biological process (GO): chloride transmembrane transport
Cellular component (GO): plasma membrane
Molecular function (GO): chloride channel activity
Source: RefSeq, a predicted model, not a curated record